CUGACCUCUGUCUGGACAGUGCUGAUUGGCCCUGUUCUGAUCAUAUGCGCUCUCCCAAGAAAAAAAAAAAAAAUCUUUAGCAAUACACACCAAACUGAGCAUGUGUCGAGUGACACCACACAAUCUGUCUUAUCAGGAGAUAAGAGGGGGACACUGGAAGAAGGGGAGCAUCAGAGAAGUCAUGAUCAAACAGUCUUUUUUACAUAAUUUAGAUGAUUAACCCCUUAGGUUCCACUGUGAGUAUAACAAGCAUGCUGUACUACAUAUACAGACUGAUUUUACUGUUGUGGGUUUAGUAACACUU
This is a messenger RNA of Staurois parvus, 304 nucleotides long. The record is from the annotation of a GenBank genome assembly. Lineage: Eukaryota; Metazoa; Chordata; Amphibia; Anura; Ranidae.